Pediculus humanus corporis (human body louse) is the source of this 2676-nucleotide messenger RNA. RefSeq names its product methionine-tRNA synthetase, putative. The coding region runs from base 1 to 2676 and encodes 891 amino acids. The transcript is spliced from 17 exons. Gene Ontology annotation, biological process: methionyl-tRNA aminoacylation. The record is from RefSeq and is a predicted model, not a curated record. Gene Ontology annotation, cellular component: cytosol; aminoacyl-tRNA synthetase multienzyme complex. Gene Ontology annotation, molecular function: methionine-tRNA ligase activity; ATP binding. Lineage: Eukaryota; Metazoa; Arthropoda; Insecta; Psocodea; Pediculidae.
AUGAAAGUGUUAACUAACGAAAAUAAUAUUAACAGUUUAAAAAUAGUCAUCAGUUCUAAAAUAACUAAAAAGUCCAUUCAUGUUCUAACAAAUUCAAUUGAAAAAUUAAAUUUAAAAUCUCCUAAAACCAUACCACAACUGGUAUUAGAUUCAGGAGUUCAUAUUUUUUCCAGUAAUGCAAGUUCUAAAUUUUUAUUUCCUCCAUCAGUAGAACAUAAUUCUUGUGUUAAUUACUAUUUAGAUGUAGAGGCUACUGUUAUACAGCCAUUGAUAGCAACAUUUUCUGGUAAAGUGUCUGAUAAAAAUAAAAAAAGCUUUGAAGAAAUAUUAAAUCAAUGCAAUAAUGAUCUAAUAUCAAAAAAAUUCCUGUGUGGUAAUGAAAUAACAGUAAGUGAUGUGUCCAUUUGGUGUGCUUUAUACCCGAUAUUUACCGAUACCAAGUUUAAUGACAUUCUUCUCAAUAAGGAUUCAUUAAAGAAAUGGUUUGAAUUUAUUUUUAAACUUCCAGAAGUACAAGAAUCCUUAAAACUAUGUAAUAUUAAACAAGGUUUAAGUUCAAUUGAAAAUUUAGCUUGUGUACAAAAAAGUACGAGUGUAAAACCUGGUUCAUCCAGUUCACAAAAAUUUUCUAUACCAAGUACACCUGAAAAAACUAUUAAAGACAAUAGUUUAACUGUUACUAAUGAAGAAAAAAAAAUAGCAGCAGCAGCUUGGAAAGAAAAUUUACCUGUAGCAGGGGAAACAAAUAUUUUAAUUACAUCAGCUUUGCCAUAUGUGAACAAUGUUCCUCAUCUUGGUAAUAUAAUAGGAUGUGUUUUAUCUGGGGAUGUAUUUGCAAGAUUCUGUAGAUUAAGAGGAUACAAUACAUUAUACAUUAGUGGAACAGAUGAAUAUGGAACUGCAACAGAAACUAAAGCUUUAGAAGAAGGACUUACUCCUCGAGAAAUUUGUGAUAAAUAUUAUAAAAUUCAUGAUGCUAUUUACAAAUGGUUUGGCAUUUCGUUUGAUUAUUUUGGGAGAACGACAACUCCUCAACAAACCGAAAUUUGCCAACUUAUUUUUAAAAAAAUUAAUGAAAAUAAUUACAUUAUUUCUGAUGUAGUCGAACAGUUGUUGUGUGAAAAAUGUGAUAGAUAUUUAGCAGAUAGAUUUGUUGAAGGUGUUUGCCCUCGGUGUAGUUAUGAAGAUGCCAGGGGUGAUCAAUGUGACGGUUGUGGACAUCUUAUAAAUGCACCUGAGUUGAUAAAACCCAGGUGUAAAAUGUGUAAACAAACUCCAGUUUUACGUCAAUCGAAACAAUUUUUCUUAGAUCUUCCUAAGAUAGAACCAUUACUUAAAGAAUGGAUUCAACAACGUUGGCUAGACUGGUCGCAUAAUGCACGAGAAAUAAGUAAAGCUUGGCUAAAUGACGGUUUAAAACCGAGAUGCAUAACAAGAGACUUAAAAUGGGGAAUUCCAGUGCCUCUAGAAGGUUUUGAAAGCAAGGUAUUUUACGUAUGGUUUGAUGCUCCCAUCGGGUACAUUUCGAUUACCAAAGGAUACACGAGUGAAUGGAAAAAAUGGUGGAUGCCAGAUAAAAAUACUAAAGUGAAUCUUUAUCAGUUUAUGGCAAAAGAUAAUGUACCCUUUCAUUCCGUCAUGUUUCCAGCAUCUUUAAUCGCCAGCAAAGAAAACUACGUGACUGUUAGUAAUAUUUUUGCUACAGAAUAUCUUAAUUACGAAGAUGGAAAAUUUUCAAAAUCCAGAGGUAUCGGAGUUUUUGGAAAUGAUGCACAAGAAACUGGAAUACCGGCUGACGUUUGGAGAUUUUAUUUACUUUACGUGAGACCAGAAUCACAAGACUCCAGUUUUUCAUGGUCUGAUCUUGCAUUAAAAAAUAACUCGGAACUUUUAAGCGUUCUAGGAAACUUUAUUAAUAGGGCUUUGAUGUUCUGCGAAAAAACAUUCGAUUCGAAAAUUCCAAACAUGAAUUUAACGGAUGAAAAUUAUGAGUUGGUUGCUUUGGUGAACAGAGAACUUCACGAGUAUAUAUCAGUCAUUGAAAAGGGAAAACUUCGUGAGGGUAUAAGACAUCUUUUGUCCAUCGCUCGACUCGGUAAUCAAUUUAUGCAAUCUUCUCAACCCUGGGUACUUUGCAAGGGAUCUGAAGAUGACAAAAAACCCUUCCCAUUAUUUAAUAAAAUUGAAGACGAUUUGAUAAAUAAAUUAAAAGCUAAAUACGCAGGAGUUCAAAGUGCAAAUUCUCACGGUAAGGGGGGAGAUGACGGGAAGAAAACGGGGGGCCAUAUUGGAAAUGAUGUGUCGUCAUUAGAAGCAGCUGUUGUCGCACAGGGAGACGUCGUGAGGAAAAUGAAAGCGGCGGGUAAAACUAAAGCCGAAUGGGGACCAGAAGUGACAAUAUUAUUAGAUUUAAAAAAAAAAUUGGCGGAAGCGCAGGCCAACAAUCAAAACAAUUCGGCUACGAAUCCUGUAACUCCUAAUCAAAAAAGCAUAACCGAAAUGGAAGAAAAGGUUAAAAAACAGGGCGACCAUGUUAGAAAAUUAAAAGAAUCCGGAGCGGAUAAAUCACAAUGGCAGCCGGAAGUAAACGUUUUACUGGAUUUGAAAAAGCAAUUGGCGGAAUUAAAGGGAGAACCGUUGCCGGCGCCUUCGGGGAAAAAAAAUAAGAAAAAAUAA